AUGAGAUUCAUUAUUCUUUCAAUUUUGCUCGCCUUUUUGCUUGCAGCCACCGUUCAAGCAACCAUCAAACAAUCAAACACCUGCAAAUGUGUUUUCCAUGACGGUACCACUAGAGAAAUCUUAGCCUACAGUCAAGAAAACUGUGAGGAAAGAUGUCAACUCGUCGCCUCUGUUUCAUCCCCAACCUGUGAUGUUGCUACCUGUGUUUGCGUUUGUCCAAAGGCCAAGAGAAAAUGUAACUCUUCAGGUCCACCAUCUUCCUCUGGUGGUAGCACUCAUGGUGGUGCUGGUGCUGGUGGUGCUGGUGGUGCUGGUGGUGCCGGUGCUGGUGGUGCUUCCUCUUCAUCUGCUAGUGCAUGUGGUUCUGGUUCUGGUUCCAGUGGAUGCACUGGUACUGGUUCUGGUUCUGGAUCUGGUUCUGGAUCUGGUUCAGGAUCUGGUUCUGGUUCUGGUUCAGGUAUGGCUGUCUUUGACCAAGAAAAGGUUGGUGCUACCUGCAAGGGUAACAAGUGUCCAUGUGCUUCUGAAAGCGUUGCUGCCAUUUACAACUAA
Molecule: messenger RNA, 552 nt
Organism: Cavenderia fasciculata
Lineage: Eukaryota; Evosea; Eumycetozoa; Acytosteliales; Cavenderiaceae
Exons: 3
Coding region: 1-552 (183 amino acids)
Source: RefSeq, a predicted model, not a curated record